Messenger RNA from Henningerozyma blattae CBS 6284, 2265 nucleotides. RefSeq lists its product as uncharacterized. The record is from RefSeq and is a predicted model, not a curated record. Gene Ontology annotation, molecular function: mannosyltransferase activity. The transcript has a single exon. Bases 1 to 2265 code for a protein of 754 amino acids. Lineage: Eukaryota; Fungi; Ascomycota; Saccharomycetes; Saccharomycetales; Saccharomycetaceae.
AUGGCUUCAAAUCAUUUUAUUAAUGAUAAAUCUAAGGAAGAUUUAGUAUUCGACGAAUCUAGUAUAGAUGAUUCACUUAUAGAAAAUAAUACUAUCAAUGACAAUAUCUCAAUAUUUGAAGUUAAAAAAAUUUUUUUAAGAAUUUUAAUUAAACCAAUUGAACUCAUCUUUAAUUUUUAUAAAUUCUUUAUAAUUAAAUUUAAAAAUAAUAAAUUAAAAUUCAUAUCAAUAUCAAUUUUUUUAACUCUAUUGAAUUUUAUUUUAGGUUUUGCUUUUUCUUCAAAUGAUGGCAAAAAUUUAAAUUUCAAUAAUAUGAAUAUUUAUAAUUUGAAUUUUAAAAAUUUGAAAUCAAUAAAUGAUAAAAAUACAAAUUUCUAUAUUUAUAACACUUACAUUUCAAAUUGGUUAAAAGGUAAUAAUGUCUAUAGUAAAAGAGAUCUUUUAAAUGUAGAUAUUAAUCCCUUUUUAAAAUUUAAAGACUUUAAAAAUUCUCCAAUUUCAAAUAAAAUUAGAAAAGAACAAUAUCUCAAGAUGGAUGUAAAUGGUUAUGUUUCAAAUAUUAAGUUACCAGCACCAAUUGAUUCAAAAAAUCAAAAUCAUCAUGGUAUUAAGCAAAAUUCAAUAAUUGAUGAAAAUGAAAAUAUUAAUAAUAAAAACGAUUAUGGAAGAUUAGACACGUUAUUUUAUAACAAUUUUUUUCUAAAUGGGAAAUAUUCAACAAGUUUAGCUUCAAUAUUAAAUGAUUCAAAAUUAAUUGAUUGUGAUACUUUAAGAUAUGAAAAUGAAAUCUCAUAUUCUAAAGAAAGAAUUUUAAUUCAAGAUAGCUUAUUUGAUAUUAGAGAACAAGUAUUGGGAAGAGAUGAUCCUCUUUCCAAAUGGACUUUCCAUGAUAAUGAAAAAGAUAAAUCUGUAGAUGAAGUAGUAAGAACUCAUUGGGGUAAAUUCGGUUCUGCAACCAUUUGGCUAGAGACUGAACAAUGCUAUAUUACAGUAACAAGAGUAAUGUAUUCUUCAAGAGGAUUGAAAUCUGCUCCUGAUGUAUCUAUGAUAAGAGCUCAAGCUUUUGAUAAAUAUUGGCAUGAAAUUAAAGGGAAAAAAAUUAGAAAAAUAGACGUUGAAUUACCUGACGAUAUUGAAAUUCAAUUAGCCAAUAUUGAUAAAGAAUUUGAUCAAUUAAUAAGCUGUGAAUCUCUUUUUGAAAAUGAUUCAAAUCAAUAUAAAAGUUGUAUUGCUAAAAAUAAAGAAAUCACAGAUAAUAUUAAUGAUCGUAAAAAUAAAAUAACUGAUUCUUAUUAUAUUACUUAUCCAACUGUUUACCAAUUUCCAUUCAAUCCUCGUGGCUAUUUAAGAGGGCCUGAAGAUCCAAGAAUAAUUCUUAGAAAAAAUGGAGAUAAACAAGAACCAGUAGUUGUAUUUAAUAUGGAUAACGGUGAUGGAAGAAGAAUGUAUGGUUUCUUACCUCAUAGAGCUUUUGAUAAUUUUGUACAUUUUUAUUUAAGAGAAGAUAAAAAUUCCGUUCAAAAGAAUUGGACUCCAUUUUUCACAGAAGAAGAUAUUGAAACAGUUUCUGACGUUUCACCGGGAACUAUUCAUUUCAUUAGAAGAUUUGCUCCAUUUGAGGUGGUACAAUGUUCAUUAUUAGAUGGUGUUUGCGAUAUGGUAUACAAAUCUGAAUUCUUAAAUGAUCCUGCAGGCCAUAAUUUUGGUAUUGUACGCGGUGGAACUCAAAUGGUUCCUUUACCUGAUAUCAUUCCAAAAAUUUUUGGGAAACAGAUGUGGAUUGGAUUUACAAAAUUACAUUUAGAUAAAUGUGGUUGCGGAGAAAGAUUUUAUAGACCAAUGCUAACAUUAUUAGUAGAAAAAGAUGGUGUUUAUAAUCAAGAUUUAAUCGUCCCAUCGAUGGACUUCCAGACUGAUGUAUUGAGUUGGGAUAGGGUUUCAACUGAAUGCAAAGAGUACAAUGUAAUGUCCCCCAAUUCAAUUGCUGCUUGGGAUGUAGUUGGCCAAGAUCCAAAAACUAGAAAAUUCGAUGAUUUUUUAAUAUUCUCCUACAGUGAAGCAGAUGCAGUCUCUAAAGUAAUUACCGUAAGAGGAAUCUUGGAUUAUAUUUUAAACAUAUAUUCUCAAAAAGAUAUCGAGGAAGAUUUCAUCCAAUCCGAUGACACUGAUUUUAUCUUUAUGAAUUCUUUUGAAUGUCUACAUGAAGAAGCAAAGAAUAUCUGUAAAGCUUAUGGUGAAAAGCAUAAACAAUAUUUAGGCAAAUAA